UAUUCUGAGUCAAGAAACCGGAAGUAAAUCAGUGACCUCAAUAGGUUGCGGGCUUCAGCUGAUGCUGUCCUUCCUUUUAACUGUGUUAUUUAAUAAGUGAAACUGUUUUGCGAAUUUGCACGUCUACAACAUGUCGGGUUAUACGCCGGACGAAAAGCUUCGUUUGGACCAGCUGACGAAACUAAGAAGGCAGUGGUUGAAAGACCAGGAGCUCAGUCACCGCGAGCCUGUCAUUGAGCCCAAACCGCUCGGACCCGUGGCUAAAUUCUGGUCCCGCUUCUUGGAGCCGCAAAGUCUGUGGAGGCUCUAUACGUUCAAAGUGUAUAAUGCAGGAAUCUUCACUUUCACACGGCUGCUGAUCCCGGCUUGGAUCGUGCACUAUUAUGUCAAGUAUCACGUAGCGAAAAGACCCUACGGUAUUGUUGAGUUGAAGCCAAGGCUGUUUCCUGGAGACACUGUUCUGGAAACAGGGGAGGUUAUUCCAGAUCUUCCCGAGACUGACAAUCACGGGCACCAUUAAACUAAAAAAUGGACGGCAAGGAAGUCUCACGCCAGUGUCCUCCUGUUUCUUUGUCACAUGUAUAUAUUUAUCAUUAAAAAUGAUCUGUUCUCCUCAA
This is a messenger RNA of Brienomyrus brachyistius, 617 nucleotides long. It is a transcript of the gene ndufb6, whose product is annotated as NADH:ubiquinone oxidoreductase subunit B. The transcript is spliced from 4 exons. The record is from RefSeq and is a predicted model, not a curated record. NCBI's taxonomy places the organism in Eukaryota, Metazoa, Chordata, Actinopteri, Osteoglossiformes, Mormyridae. The coding region runs from base 131 to 520 and encodes 129 amino acids. Gene Ontology annotation, biological process: mitochondrial electron transport, NADH to ubiquinone; mitochondrial ATP synthesis coupled electron transport.